This is a messenger RNA of Pectinophora gossypiella (pink bollworm), 2520 nucleotides long. It is a transcript of the gene l(2)dtl, whose product is annotated as protein lethal(2)denticleless. Gene Ontology annotation, molecular function: protein-macromolecule adaptor activity; protein binding. Gene Ontology annotation, biological process: mitotic G2 DNA damage checkpoint signaling; proteasome-mediated ubiquitin-dependent protein catabolic process. NCBI's taxonomy places the organism in Eukaryota, Metazoa, Arthropoda, Insecta, Lepidoptera, Gelechiidae. The record is from RefSeq and is a predicted model, not a curated record. Gene Ontology annotation, cellular component: nucleus.
ACAACGUAAAACAAAACGUAAUAUUGACAAGUACGAUGUUUUCGCGCCUUCCUUCAUUUUCAUCAUUGUUAUCGUCAUAUCGCAUUCUGUUCUGUUGACUGCGAGCGAAAGUAUUAUUGUGUAGAAAGAUCUAGACAAAGUUCUAUGCUAGGACUUUGAGUUGGUGUAUGUUGUCGGUGUAUUCUGUGUAAAAAAUGAUAAAGGCAAAAUCAUGAACGAUAUUCAGCGCUUGAUUGACCGUCAGCUCGGCAUUUUCUGCCGACCUGGGUACGACAAUGUCUUGAAAAGGCUGGUAGUGCGCGAAGCGGACUCAUUCCACGGUCUGGCGGCGCCGGGGGCGGAUGAUCCCCCAAUAUUCGCGUGCCGGUUCGCGGAGGCCCGCGGGCUCGAGCACAUCCUCGCCCUCGCCAACGAAGACGGUCGCGUCGCGAUACAGAAUAUUUCUAAAUCAGGCAGUGAGAGUACAUUGGAAGGGUUCCAGUGUCAUAAUAAUGCUGUGUUUGACCUGGCGUGGAUGCCGGGACACAUGAACUUUGUCACUGUUUCUGGAGACCACACGGCGUGCCUAUGGGACGUGGCUGAGGGCGCCCCGAAGCGCGUGCUGGUGUUCUCCAACCACACGCGGUCCGUGAAGUGCGCGGUGUUCCGUCCUUACGAGCCGUGCGUGUUCGCCACGGGCGCGCGCGACGGGCACGUGCUGGUGUGGGACGUGCGGGCCGCGGCCGCGCCCGCGCUGGUGCUGCGGCCCGACAGCCAGCAGGGCCCGGGCCCCGCCGCGCUGGUGCUGCGGCCCGACAACCAGCUGAGCCGCUGCCACGCCGCGCCGCGGACGCCCUCGCGGCGCCGCCUCGACACACAGCGGGCCGUCAGCAUCACGGGGCUCGUGUUCCAGGACGACCGCACGCUCGUCUCCUGCGGCGAGUGCGACGGCAACAUCAAGGCGUGGGAUAUGCGCAAGAACUACAGCGCGUACACGCGGGAGCCCCUCCCGAAGCACUCGAUCCCGUACUGCGGGAGCUCCACCAAGAACGGCUACACGAACCUGAUCGUGGACGAAGCGCGCGUGCGGCUGUAUGCGAGCUGCAUGGACAACGUCAUCUACUGCUUCAACCUCUCGACGUACUCCGCGGUGCCCGAGCGGCGCUACGUCGGCCACGAGAACGGCACCUUCUACAUCAAGACGGGGCUGAGCCCGUGCUGCCGCUACCUCGUGAGCGGCAGCAGCGACAAGCACGCGUACAUCUGGAGCGUGCGCGCGGCGCGGCCGCUCGUGCGGCUGGCGGGCCACCGCGCCGAGGUGACGUGCGCCGCCUGGGCGCCCGCCCCCUGCGAGCCGCUGCUGGUCACCUGCAGCGACGACGCCAGGCACAUGGUGUGGCGCGUGGGCGCCGAGCCCGAGCUGGCGGCGCCGGCCGCGCUGCAGGGCCGCGCCGCCAGCCCGCCGCGCGCCGCCAGCCCGCCGGCGCCGCAGUGGCGGCCCGCCGACGCCACGCCCACCUCGCUCAAGCGGCGCCGCGCCGCCGCGCCCGCCGAGCGCGCGCCGCGCGGCCGCCGCUGCCUGGCCGCGCUCAUGGCCGACGAGCCGGCCGGCCCGGCCGCCAAGCGCGCGCGGCCCGCCGCCGGCAGCCCGCCCAAGCGGCGCCGCCUGCAGCCCGCGGGCGGCGCCGACGCAGAGCCGUGGCAGCGCGCGGCCCGCGACCUCCGCACGCCGCCCCGGGACGCGGCGCCGCGCGCCGUGCUGGCGCCGCUGAGCCCCAACAGGGCGCCGCCGAGCCCCGCGACGCCGCCGAGGCCCGCGACGCCGCCGAGGCCCGCGACGCCGCCCGAGUCCCCGCGCAGCCGCGUGCGGCAGUUCACGGCGGCGCUGCCGGACUACGUGCGCGACGGGUCGGCGCCGCACCUGCGGCUCAUGUCGCCGGGCAAGCGCAAGGCGGAGGCGCCGGACUGGCUGACGCUCAUGUCGCGGGAGAAGCGCGGUCGGCACGCGGAGCCGCGCCCCCCCUCGUCGGCGCCGCUCAGCCCCAAGGAGAAUGCGCCCGCCCGCCGUUCCUCUGUGUCGGAGAGGACUCCCAAGUCGAAUAAGAGAUCUGGCACUUUACUUAAGUAUUUUACUAUUAAGGAAAAAGUUUAGAUUUAAGUGUCCCUGGACCGAUUGUUUCCUAUAAUAAUGUAUUUAUUGUUAUUCAUAGAUGACGCUAUGGAUCUAGAUUUAUUGUGUCCAAAUAUUUGAAGGAUUUGAAACUUUCACUGAAUAUUUAUGAAAUUAAUUAUCAUUUUAGUUCAACACAAAUUUCGAAGGUCUUGUGGUGACAUUGAUAAUGCGUAUGUGCGUCGAUCGUGUGGGAGUAUUUCAGUUUGCAUGUAGAUUUUAAGUUAAGUUGACACUUUGGAACUUUUAUUCGAUAUGAAAUUCAUGUGUUAUGUGACCGAAUAGAGGCAUUUAUGUAGUCUUAAGCUAUCGAGAAGCGGGCCGAAUCACAAGGAAUUCUUCGGAUGCCAAUAAAACAUUAGGAGCGCUAA